AUGGCCGAUCCAUCAGCCCGCGACCAGCUGACGAAGCGCCAAAUUCCCUUCAUGACCCUCGCAAACGGUCUCUCCGGACUCCCCGGCGCAGAGACACGUACGGCAUCCGCCUCCGAUGACGCAACAUCACGCUUCGCCCUCUCAGGGACGGCAGUUGUGACGGGCGGCACCGGCGCAAUUGCCCAGGCCGUUGUGCGCGCGAUGCUCCAACACGGCUUGACGGGGCUCAUGCUCCUCGACUUGGACGUCACGUCCGCCGACGCAGUGAAGCAAAUCGCGUCCCUCCGCGAGCCGUUCCCGAAUGCCAAAAUUGAGGCGCUCUCAGUCGAUGUGACGGACGAAGAGGCCGUUGCACAUGCCAUGGAGCGUGCGGUCGAGGCUCUCGGCGGUGUCGAUCAUCUUGUUUGUUUUGCGGGUGUCGUGGGCUGUGUGCAUGCACUCGAUAUGCCAGCAUCGCAGUUCCGUAAGAUCCUGGACAUCAACACGACAGGCGCCUUCAUCUGCGCGCAGGCCGCCGCGAGGGUGAUGGUUCGUCAGGGUCGCGGCGGCCGCAUUGUGUUUACAGCGAGCAUCUCGGCGCACCGAGUUAACUUUCCGCAGCCGCAAGCGGCGUAUAAUACGAGCAAAGGAGCUUUACUGAUGUUGAAGAGUAGUCUGGCGGCCGAGUGGGCGCGGUAUGGAAUCAAUGUCAACAGCAUCAGCCCGGGCUACAUGGACACGGUGCUGAACGAGGGUGAGGGCUUGUCGGAGGCGAGGAGGAUUUGGGCUGAGAGAAACCCCGCCGGAAGGAUGGGGAUGCCGGAGGAGGUUGCGGGUGUCGUGGUGAUGUUGUGUUCGAGGGCGGGCAGCUAUUUCAAUGGAAGCGAUUUGGUUGUUGACGGCGGAGGCGUUGUGUUCUAG
Colletotrichum truncatum is the source of this 900-nucleotide messenger RNA. Its product is annotated as short chain dehydrogenase reductase family. Gene Ontology annotation, cellular component: intracellular anatomical structure. NCBI's taxonomy places the organism in Eukaryota, Fungi, Ascomycota, Sordariomycetes, Glomerellales, Glomerellaceae. Gene Ontology annotation, molecular function: oxidoreductase activity, acting on NAD(P)H, oxygen as acceptor. The record is from RefSeq and is a predicted model, not a curated record.